AUGUCUAAAGCUUCACCAAGGAAAGAAAAAUUUUCAAGUUGCCUUGAGAGACGGCCAGUAGAUCCGAUAAUGAGUAUUUUGGUCUUCGUUGUAUUGACUGUGAGGCCGUUUAUUUUGCAGUAUUCUUCUAAGAUUUUUAGACUUCUGCGUAGUUUUACCUCCGUUGAAGCUACCAAGACGAUAUCAUCAGCGUACAUUAAUAGUGGGAUUUCACAACUGUCGAUGAAGAGACCCUCGGCGCCUUUCAGCUUCAGAUAUGUGACAAUAGAUAUAACAAUUUCUGGUAUUGUGCGUCCGGAGAAGAAGAUAAGGCUCUUUGCUGUUUGGAAGGUUUCACCGGUACAAGAGAACUUAAUAGUUCCGAAGCGUCCUUGGUGGGAGCGCUAUCAAACAAUUUCAUAUCAAUGGACGACGCGUUCUGGAAAUGAGACUCAGUUCCGAGAUAUGGUGACGCGCUGCAACAAAGCUGGAGUGAGGAUUUAUGUUGACGUGAUAAUAAACCACAUGUCUGCGAACCCGGAAAAUCUUCUAAAGGAAAGAAAAACUGUGAGUGGUACAGGAAAUUCGACAGCUGACUUGGGGGCUAGAAAUUACAGCGCAGUUCCGUAUAAUAAUAGCAAUUUUCAUUUACCAUGUUCGAUUGACAACUGGAAUGACCCUUUCCAAGUGAGGAAUUGUGAAUUGGUGGGACUGCAUGAUCUUGAUCAGAAAAAGGAGUAUGUUAGAGGGAAAAUUGUCGAGUUUCUUAAUAAAAUCAUCGAUGCUGGGGUCGCUGGAAUCAGGUUAGUGGACACUCAUACAAAGAGAGAACAAGAUUAG
This is a messenger RNA of Cotesia congregata, 819 nucleotides long. The record is from the annotation of a GenBank genome assembly. Lineage: Eukaryota; Metazoa; Arthropoda; Insecta; Hymenoptera; Braconidae.